CCCCUCCCCUUCCUCUCAUCUCCCGCUCCCUCUCCCUCCUCUCUUUCCCUUCUCUCUCCCACCUCUGUCUGUCUGUUGACUCUCUCUCUCUCCCUCCUCUCUCCCAUACAAUAUAUUUUACAGUAUGUUUUACUCAUCAGUUAUGGACAAGACUGUAUGUAUAUCACAUCUAAAAUGUAAAAAUAAAUAAAAAACAAACAUCUUCCUCAACAUUUCGGAAUGGGUAAACAGGCAAUGUUAUCUCAGCCAUUGACUAAAACAGUUAUUUCUUCAGGAAAUUAUUUUUUAGUAGAACCAUAUUUAAAGACAGCAGAGACUAGUGUGGACUUUGAAUGUCCCAACUGGCCCCAACUGGCUGGCAUUUAUGACAGGCAUGUGUUUUUCUGUUUCCAUCACUUCACUAGCACAUAAACAAAUAAAAUGAUCGGAGGAUGACAUACUUAUCUGCACUAUGCAAGGCCAAUAAGUUCAUCACUGACAUGUACCUACACAACAGAAUGUACAGGGCAAGUCGACUCAAAGGUGUAGACCUACCAGUGACAGUAUAAAACUUCGAAACAAUCAGUGUAGGGGGUUGGGUUAUUUAAGGCGGUUCUACACAGCAUUUUCACCAAUCACUGGUCAGAUUGACUGAGCGACUGUCAUCGGUCCAGCUGAGGGUAAGAGAGAGAGAGUACGGUGGAACGGGAAUAGAAGUUUGAGCAGACUAAGGAAACUUUGACGGCAGACCCGACAUUAUCCAACUUGUGAAUUAUUUGUAGGCUAAAGCCUGUGUAUUGUACCUUUUGUUAAUCGGUGAAUAAAUAGGCUGUACAAUCCUUGGCAGUGUUCUGAGACUGUACAGCUGCCAACUGCUUCUGAAGGACAACUUGUUUAUGAAAUGGACUGUGCGUAAAGAGCAUUACAUUUUCUCAAUUUGACUUUCAAUAAGUUUCACUGUGUGCGUCUUAUGUUGCUUUAAAAUUGUUGAGAAAGUGGACUGAGUCGGACUUUCGGGGAAAUUCCAAUUGUUACUAAACUUUGCAAAAGAAAACAUGACUGCCGAUAAGGACAAGAAAAGGAACAGUUCGGAGCGGCGUAAGGAGAGGUCUCGUGACGCGGCACGCUGUCGUCGUAGUAAGGAGACGGAGGUGUUUUACGAGCUGGCCAAUCAGCUGCCCCUCCCAGACAGCGUCAGCUCCCACCUGGACAAAGCUUCCAUCAUGAGACUGGCCAUCAGCUUCCUGCGCACCCGCAAGGUCAUCGGUUCAGGCUGCCCCAACAGUGCAGAGGCAGAGGAGGACAGACAGAUGGACUGUAUGUAUUUGAAGUCACUGGAGGGGUUCGUCACUGUGGUUACAUCGGAUGGCGACAUGAUCUUCCUCUCAGAAAACGUCAACAAGUUAAUGGGCUUAACACAGGUGGAGUUGACCGGACAAAGCAUCUUUGACUUCACCCACCCCUGCGACCACGACGAGAUUCGCGAGAACCUCAAUCUGAAAACCGGUCCUGGGACAAAGGGGAAAGCCUUCAGCACUGAGAGAGACUUCUUCAUGAGGAUGAAGUGCACAGUGACAAACCGUGGACGCACUGUCAACCUGAAAUCAGCCAGCUGGAAGGUUCUGCACUGCACGGGCCACCUCAAGGUGUACAACAGCUGCGCCCCUCUCGGGCUGUGUGGGUUCAAGGAGCCUCCUCUCACCUGCCUGCUGAUGAUGUGUGAGCCCAUCCCCCACCCCUCCAACAUUGACACACCCCUGGACAGCAAGACCUUCCUGAGCCGUCACAGCAUGGACAUGAAGUUCACCUACUGUGACGACAGAGUCACUGAGCUGAUGGGCUACAGUCCUGAAGACCUGCUGGGCUGCUCUGUCUAUGAGUUGUACCACGCCCUCGAUUCUGACAGUGUCACCAAGAGCCACCAGAACCUGUGCAGUAAAGGCCAGGCCGUGAGUGGACAGUAUCGUAUGCUGGCCAAACAUGGAGGCUACGUGUGGGUGGAGACCCAGGGCACAGUCAUCUACAACAGCCGGAAUUCCCAGCCGCAGUGCAUUGUCUGUGUCAACUAUGUCCUCAGUGACGUGGAGAACAAGUCCAUGAUCUUCUCCAUGGACCAGACUGAGUCCCUGUUCAAGCCACACAACAUGAACAGCUUCUUCAGUCAGAGUGGUGCUGCGGUGGCCACGGAGCCCAUGGAGAUCCUGUUCACCAAACUGAAAGAGGACCCAGAGGACCUUGCUCAACUGGCCCCCACACCUGGAGACGCCAUCAUCACCCUCGACUUUGGAAGGCCACCAUUUGAGGAGCCUCAUCCUCCUUUAUACCCCAAGAUGUCUCCCAUUCCCACCCCGGCCCCUCAGAGCUGGGGUAGUGAUCCCCACAAACCCUGCCCAUCAGGAGACAUGUCCAAACAAAUGGCUGCCACUUUCUCAGUACCCCAGAACCCUACACCGGGCAGCGCCACCCCCAGCACUGCCCCCCCUAGCCUGAGCAGUUAUUCCACGCCCAGCAGCCCAGGGGAUUACUACAAUGAGAGAGAGAGUGACCUGAAGGUAGAGCUGACUGAGAAGCUCUUUGCUCUCGACACAGAGGGGCCCAAGAGCCCUGGGAGCACCCAGUCGGCCCUGAGUGAUAUGGACCUGGAGACCCUGGCACCCUACAUCCCCAUGGACGGAGAGGACUUCCAGCUCCAUCCCAUCAUUCCUGAGGAGGUGCCUGGAGGCCCAGAGGGCCACCUCACCACACAGAAUAGCUUCAGCAACAUCGCCAGCCUCUUCCAAAACCUGAGAUCCCCACAGUCUGACCACUACCAGCCCGCCAAGUGUGCCCCAGGAGACAAGAGAGGCCCCAACCACAGCCAAAUGAGCCCCAUGGACUCCAGGCCUACUCUGCCAUACACAGGCUCCACACAGAUCCCCCCCUACCACGCCCCAGCCAGCACACCUCUGUCCUCUAUGGGUGGACAUCAGAACCUGCAGUGGCCCCCAGAUCCUCCGUUAAACUCUCUACUACAGGUGAACUCCAUGGGUAGAAGCCACUCAUGUCAGAACAUGCCAGUCAACAUGAUGCACAAGCAGAGGUCAAUGGAGAACUUUGUCCAGGCCUACAGAGACAUGAGUCCCACCAGAAUCGCCAUAGCCAACAACGUCAAGCGCUCCUUCACACAAAUGGCAGUGGGUGACACCACCCUCAGUACUCCUUCAAAGAUGACGAGGAAUGAAAGCUAUGCCAUCAUGGACAGAUCUCUCAGCACCAGCUCAUUGGAAGUUAAAGGUAUGUGCAUACCUGGGGGUGUUGACAAUUGUCUCAUUCCCCUUCAGCUGCACAGGAAGUCCUGGUAUCCAGGAUGUGUAAAUGGUACAUCCAGAAAAUCCUUCCCCAAACAGUGUUGCAACUACAAAGAAUACCGUAUGCUGCCCUCCUCCAAAACAGAGGGGGCUGCCAGUCGGCUGUUGGGCCCAUCCAUUGAGACCUAUUGUCUGCCAGAGCUCACCCGCUACGACUGUGAGGUCAACGUCCCUCUCCAGGGCAACCUACACCUGCUGCAGGGCAGCGACCUGCUGAGAGCCCUGGACCAGGCCACCUAGACCCAGCCCUACACCCCCUAUUCCCCUACCCUACCCUGGACCAGGCCACCUACACCCAGCCCUACACCCCAAACUCCCCUACCCUACCCUGGACCAGGACUCCUAGACCCAGCCCUACACCCCCUACUCCCCUACCCUACCCUGGACCAGGCCACCUAGACCCAGCCCUACACCCCCUACUCCCCUACCCUACCCUGGACCAGGCCUCCUAGACCCAGCCCUACACCCACUAUUCCCCUACCCUACCCUGGACCAGGCCACCUAGACCCAGCCCUACACCCCCUACUCCACUACCCUACCCUGGACCAGGCCACCUAGACCCAGCCCUACACCCCCUACUCCCCUAUCCUACCCUUGACCAGGCCACCUAGACCCAGCCCUACACCCCCCUACUCCACGCUACCUAGACCCAGCCCUACACCCCCCUACUCCACGCUACCUAGA
Oncorhynchus mykiss (rainbow trout) is the source of this 4010-nucleotide messenger RNA. Its product is annotated as endothelial PAS domain-containing protein 1. The record is from RefSeq and is a predicted model, not a curated record. Gene Ontology annotation, molecular function: DNA-binding transcription factor activity, RNA polymerase II-specific; protein dimerization activity; RNA polymerase II transcription regulatory region sequence-specific DNA binding. Gene Ontology annotation, biological process: cellular response to hypoxia; regulation of transcription by RNA polymerase II. NCBI's taxonomy places the organism in Eukaryota, Metazoa, Chordata, Actinopteri, Salmoniformes, Salmonidae.